Molecule: messenger RNA, 666 nt
Organism: Aspergillus niger
Lineage: Eukaryota; Fungi; Ascomycota; Eurotiomycetes; Eurotiales; Aspergillaceae
Exons: 1
Coding region: 1-666 (221 amino acids)
Source: RefSeq, a predicted model, not a curated record
AUGUCUCUUAAACCCAUUACCCUCUACGGCCACACCAUGGGCCCCAACCCCUGGAAAGUGGCCAUGGUACUCGAAGAGCUCGAAAUUCCCUACAAGACGAUAUACAUAGCUGCUGCAGACGUCAAGAAAGAACCAUUAACCUUGGUCAACCCCAAUGGCCGCGUGCCCGCUAUCGAGGACCCCAACACAGGAAUCACCCUGUGGGAGUCAGGCGCCAUUAUCGAAUAUCUCUCCGAAACCUACGACAAAGACAAUAAGAUCAGUUUCCCAGCUGGUACCCCUGAGUACUUCCAAACAAAACAAUGGCUCCACUUCCAGAUGAGUGGGCAGGGCCCGUACUUUGGUCAGGCUGUUUGGUUCCGGCGACACCACCCUGAAGUGGUUCCUAGUGCUCAGGAGAGAUACAAGAACGAGGUUCUUCGGGUGUCAUGGGUGCUAGACAACGUUCUUAAAGAUAGGGAGUACCUAGUUGGCGGACGGUGUAGCUACGCGGACAUCUCGUUCGUGCAGUGGUUUAAUGUCUUUGGAAUCGCCACGGAUAAUGAUGUUGACAUGGAGAAGGAGUACCCAAAUCUUUACUCUUGGCUCGAAAAGAUCAAAGCAAGGCCGGCUAUCACCAGAACUGCCGAACUACAGAAGGAAGCAAUUGCGAAUGAGAAGCACUGA